CACAGUGGCUCCCACAACAACCACAGAGUCUCCCACUACAACCACAGCUGAUGUUACAACAACCACAGCAUCUCCCACAACAACCCCAGCUGCUUCCACAUCAACUACAGCUGCUGCUACAAUAACAAUAGUUUCUCUCACUAAUACCACCACAACAACAACAGCAGCUUUUGCUACAAGAACAACAACAGUUGCUCUAACUACCAACACAGCUGGAGCUACCAUAACUACAUCUAACUCCACAACAACAACAGCCUCACCUACAGCAACCACAGCUGCACCAACAGCAACCACAGCUGUACCAACAGCAACAGUAACAAUAUCCCCAGCUGCUGCUAUGACAACAACAGCUACCCCCACAACAACUGCAGCUGCCCCAUCAACAACCACAGCAGUAACAACGUUAACCACAGUGGCUCCCACAACAACCACAGCUGCUCCCACAGCAACCACAGCAGCACUGUUGACAUCUACAGCUGUUUCUUCAACAACCACAGUCAUCCCCACAACAACUUCAGCUACUCCCAUAACAACCACAGCUGCUGCCACAACAAUCACAAUUUUACCCAUAACAACCACAGCCACCCACACAGAAAACACAGCUUAUCCCGCCUUAACCACAACAACCACAGCAGCAGCAACUACAACUACAGCUCCAUUUACAAAAACAGUAGCUCCCACAACAACAGUGGCUCACUCAAAAGCUACAGCUGCCCCCACAACAACUAAAGCUGCUGCUACAAUAACACCAGUUGCUCCCACUACAACUGCCACCACAACAACAACAGCAGCUUUUGCCACAAGAACAACAGCUACUGUAACUACCAGCACAGCUGGUGCUACCACAACUACAUCUAACUACACAACAACCACAGCCCCACCUACUGCAACCACAACAACCACAGUUGCCCCUACAACUACCACUGCUGCAGCCACAGCACCAGGUGCUGCUACAACAACCCUGGCUUCUCCCACAAUGACCACAGCUUCACCAUCAACAAAAACAACUCUUGCUCCAACAACUACUGUUUCCCCAACCACCGCAUCCACUGACCCUCCAAGAGCAAAUGAAGGUGCACUUAUUCUACAGUUCCGGAUGAAUCGACAAUUUUUGGAAGCCUACAAAAAUCCACAGUCCCAGGAUUACUUUACUUUGGCUUUAAAUGUCACAACUGAGUUGAAUCGAGGAUACAAAAAGGUAUAUCCUGGAAUCUUCCUCAGAUGCAUCAUCAUCAGUUUCUGGUCUGGUUCUGUGGGUGUGACAACCAACUUAAUCUUCACAAACCAGUCUGUGGUCCCUAACGUUACAAAUGUAGAGGACUCCCUCAAGACAUCCAUCAACAUGUCCAACGUCUUCUUAGAUGUUAUUACUGACAGUAUCAAAGCGGAAUUACAGAAUUCCACGACUACUACUACUGCAACCACCACAACAGCAGCUACACAAACUACAGUGGCGACACCUACCUAUAGCAGCACUAUGGCAAGAAACAGACCUCAAGAAGUGGUCACUUUACUACUUGUUUUAAUGCUGAUCUAUUUCUUCUUAACAGAAUAACUCUAGGACUGAAAUAACCCCAUUAAGUAUGACAUAUUCUAUAAUAAAGGCAUAUAUAACUUCAGCUAUUAAGAUUAAGAUAUGUUAAGAAACUACUAAUAAUCAAAUAGUUAUAUCUUAGUUAAAGUAAUUGCUUGUCUAUAUGAUUAUGUAUAAAACUGUUUGUCUAAUUUAUUUUUAUAAAAUGUACCUCAAGAGAAAAUAAUUCACAAAAUAAUGCUGGUAAUGUAAUGAAGCUGAAAGUAAAUGUGUGAUGUUUUUCUAUUUAUAUGUUGUUUUAGUAUAUUGCAAUAGACUAUGAAUAAUAUAAUAUAAUAUAAAUAAAUUUGUAUACAAUGAAGUUAACUAAGGAAAUUAUAAAAUUCUUGGAAACCUAAUUGUCUAUUCUGUAAUAUAUAGUUUCUUCUUAAUUGUAACGUAACUCUUGGCAAACAUUGCAAUCUUUGGAAAUUACUUUGAAAACGCUUGAAUAAAUAAUGCCAAAGAAAAACACAUAAAUAAAUACACUUUAGACUGUAGAUGUAUUGUAAUAAAUCUUAAAUAAACACAAAUUGAUCUUA
Messenger RNA from Oncorhynchus tshawytscha (Chinook salmon), 2115 nucleotides. RefSeq names its product mucin-5AC. Lineage: Eukaryota; Metazoa; Chordata; Actinopteri; Salmoniformes; Salmonidae. The transcript has 4 exons. The coding region runs from base 338 to 1555 and encodes 405 amino acids. The record is from RefSeq and is a predicted model, not a curated record.